Rangifer tarandus platyrhynchus (Svalbard reindeer) is the source of this 1395-nucleotide messenger RNA. NCBI's taxonomy places the organism in Eukaryota, Metazoa, Chordata, Mammalia, Artiodactyla, Cervidae. The record is from the annotation of a GenBank genome assembly.
AUGCGGAGGGCCGCCAGGAUGGAGGACUUCACGGCAGAGGAAGAGGAGCCCUGGUACGACCAGCAGGACCUGGAGCAGGACUUGCACUUGGCCGCAGAGCUGGGGAAGACGCUGCUGGAGAGGAACAAGGAGCUGGAGGAGUCUCUACAGCAGAUGUACUCCACCAACGAGGAGCAAGUGCAGGAGAUCGAGUAUCUGACCAAACAGCUGGACACGUUGCGGCACGUGAAUGAACAGCACGCCAAAGUGUACGAGCAGCUGGACGUGGCGGCCCGAGACCUGGAGCUGACCAAUCAGAAGCUGGUGCUGGAGAGCAAGGUGGCCCAGCAGAAGAUCCACGGGCUGACAGAGACCAUCGAGCGCCUGCAGACCCAGGUGGAGGAGCUGCAGGCUCAGGUGGAGCAGCUGCGGGACCUGGAACAGCUGCGCGUGCUGCGGGAGAAGCGCGAACGCAGGCGUACCAUCCACACCUUCCCCUGUCUCAAGGAACUGUGCACCAGCCCCCGGUGUGAAGAUGCCUUCCGCCUGCACAGCUCCUCCCUGGAGCUGGGCCCACGGCCCCUGGAACAGGAGAACGAGCGGCUGCAGACCUUGGUGGGCGUGCUGCGCUCGCAGGUGAGCCAGGAGCGGCAGCGCAAGGAGCGGGCGGAGCGCGAGUACGCCGCGGUGCUCCAGGAGUACUCGGAGCUGGAGCGGCAGCUGUGUGAGAUGGAAAGCUGCCGCUUCCGCGUGCAGGAGCUGGAGGCCGAGCUCCUGGAGCUGCAGCAGAUGAAGCAGGCCAAGACCUACCUGCUGGGCCGGGAGGACCACCUGGCCGAGGCCCUGCUGGCGCCCCUCACCCAGGCGCCUGAAGCCGACGACCCCCAGCCCGGCAGCGGCGACGACACCGGCCCCCAGGAUGGGGUCUCCUCUCCGGCGGCCUCCCCGGGCCACGCCGUGCGCAAGAGCUGCAGCGACACGGCGCUCAACGCCAUUGUGGCCAAAGAUCCGGCCAGCCGGCACGCGGGCAACCUCACACUGCACGCCAACAGCGUGCGCAAGCGGGGCAUGUCCAUCCUGCGCGAGGUGGACGAGCAGUACCACGCGCUGCUGGAGAAAUACGAGGAGCUGCUGAGCAAGUGCCGGCAGCACGGGGCCGGGGUGCGGCACGCCGGGGUGCAGACCUCGCGGCCCAUCUCCCGGGACAGCUCGUGGAGGGACCUGCGGGCGGGCGAGGAGGGCCUGGGGGAGCCCAAGGCGGAGAAGAGCCUCAGCCAGCACGUGGAGGCCGUGGACAAGCGGCUGGAGCAGAGCCAGCCCGAAUACAAGGCGCUCUUCAAGGAGAUCUUCUCCAGGAUCCAGAAGACCAAGGCCGACAUCAACGCCACCAAAGUCAAGACACACAGCAGCAAGUGA